This is a messenger RNA of Trypanosoma theileri, 747 nucleotides long. RefSeq names its product Tbingi protein. The annotation marks the transcript as partial. The record is from RefSeq and is a predicted model, not a curated record. Lineage: Eukaryota; Euglenozoa; Kinetoplastea; Trypanosomatida; Trypanosomatidae. The transcript has a single exon.
UCCUGGGGCAUAUGCCGACGUGCUAUCAGCAGUAUCACCCGCACCAGGCUGCUGCUGAGUUGUGGUGAUGCAGAGGAAAAUCCCGGCCCUUCAUUGCGAGGAAUGCAGUGGAACUCAGCUGGACUUGCCCAGGCCAAGAGGCUUGCUCUCCACAAAACCUUUGUUGAGGAGAAUGUGACAUUCUGCCUUCUAAGCGAGAGGAAACUAUCUUGUGCGGAAGUGUCGUGUUUCACAAUCGCUGGUUACCAACAUCAUGGAGCACCCCGCCCCUCUAAAGGAGGCGGUGUUUCGAUUCUUGUGCGUGAAGAUCUGCCAGUGGAAGUAGGACUCACCGUAGUUGCAAGCAUUGAGCAUGCCCAUGCAACGAUCCACAUGUCAGAAGGUCUGGUGCUCACAGAGAUGUCAGCAUACUUCCCUCCGGGGAGAACAUACACAACUUCGCAACUAGACACGCUUUUAAUGACAAGCGGACCUCACCCCAAUGGUGCAGAUGCUAAUGCGCAUGCAAUGGCAUGGGAUCGCGCGAUCCCCCCUGAUACCCGUGGCGAUGUGAUAGUACAAUGGUGCCUAGAUAAUGACCACGUUAUUCACAACACUGGAGAUUGCACUCGCCCACACCACACGCCAUGGCCCGUCCGCGCAAGAUGUGACAAUAUCCCGAGAUUGCCGUCUAGAGUACUGGACGGCAUCCUUCUCCCCGGACAGCGACCAUUACACCAUCCUCUUCGACGUAGCAGUAGGAGAUGA